Molecule: messenger RNA, 1432 nt
Organism: Dryobates pubescens (Downy woodpecker)
Lineage: Eukaryota; Metazoa; Chordata; Aves; Piciformes; Picidae
Gene: NSL1
Product: NSL1 component of MIS12 kinetochore complex
Exons: 6
Coding region: 1-927 (308 amino acids)
Biological process (GO): mitotic sister chromatid segregation
Cellular component (GO): kinetochore; MIS12/MIND type complex
Source: RefSeq, a predicted model, not a curated record
AUGGCGCGCACCCAGCUGAGGGGAAAAGGCGGAGACGCCACGGGUUCUGCUUCCGGGCCGGCAUUUUUCCUGCGUCCGAGGCGGGAAAUGGCGGCGGGCCCAGCCGUGCCGCUGUUGUUGCCUCCGCCGCCGGGGGAGAAGGGCGCUGGGCCGCCGCCCAGCCCGGCCGCCGCCGCCGCCCCGCAGGACGCGCGGGUGCGGUGCUGCUCGCGGCGCGGCCUGGGCGAGCUGAUGGCGCUCUGUAAGCCCUUCGUGCGGGCCCUGGCCCAGGGGCAGCAGGGCGAGUCCGCCGCGGCGGGAGACGCGUUCUGGAACUUCGAAACAGCGAUGCGGGAGAACGUUACCAUUAAUGGGCAACCCUGGGAGGAGACAUCGGGGGAUAACGAUCUGUACAGCGGUUCCAACAUGAAAACCCUUGAUGAUCAGUUUGAGGAGCUAAUAGUGGAGACAACAAGAAAACGUAAGCAGUGGCCUAAGAAGAUACUGAAGCAUGCUGUCCAAAGAUACAAAGCAGAGCAGGAGAUGUUGAAGCUCUACCAACCUUCUGUAGCACCAGAAGACAUAAGACCACAGCUUUCCCAAGAUGCUUACAUCGCAGAUUUGAAGCAGAUGACAGAAAUGGUGUUCAAAGACAUCGGUGGAGCCAUGAAGUCUCUCCCAGCGCUAAUAGAAAGAGCAGAAGGUUUUUCCCAAGUGUUAACUUGGCAGCCCACCCUGGAGCUCUGCAGGCUGCGGCAAGAAGUCUUCUCUGCUUGCAAGUUGAAGCAGGAAAAUAAUGUCCAGAAUUAUGUGGCACCAGCAGAGGUCACACCAACAGGUGCUGAUACCGGGAAAAGUCCUCAUGUGCUGCUAAAAAGGAAAAGGACUGCGAGCUCCCCGGAACGGAGACGCUAUCCGCUGCGGGCGAAGACUGCUCUCAGGACAUGAGUCUCUCAUUCAGCAUCUUCAGUUUGGAGUCUCACUUCAGUGUGCUCAAUGUUUCUUCUUCUUCAGAUUGUCUCUCCUCUCUCAUACAGUGCUACACAUGGGAGCUUCCUUAAUUAUUUAGCCUGUGAUCCUUCUAAAUAUCUGUGGGUUUACUGUCACCCUGAUGGUGUAUGAAAGCCAUGCGUACCAGUAGCACCUACACCCAGCAAGUGAAUUUGCCAGUUAACUCAUUUUAUGCUCUUUUAUUGCAGCAUUUAGCUUGAGUCCUCAUGCUUCUCAGUCAGAGCACGCCCUUGCUGUGUGUGAGCAGUGAGUAAAACCACCGAGUGCUUAUUUAUAUGUCUAAAGAGGCUGGAGAAUGUCUGGUUCUCCUAGGGCACGUUCAUUUUUACUCAGUAGGGUGGCCAGUUUUUAAUCAAUCAGUUUUGAAAGGAAUUUACAUUGGAGCAUCUUGAGAACACCAGCUGGGGAUAUGUUACAGUCUUCAGAAGAUCCACACCCAGAC